Messenger RNA from Entamoeba invadens IP1, 1488 nucleotides. RefSeq names its product oxysterol binding protein 5, putative. Gene Ontology annotation, molecular function: sterol binding. The coding region runs from base 1 to 1488 and encodes 495 amino acids. The transcript has a single exon. Gene Ontology annotation, cellular component: membrane; intracellular membrane-bounded organelle; cytosol. NCBI's taxonomy places the organism in Eukaryota, Evosea, Mastigamoebida, Endamoebidae. The record is from RefSeq and is a predicted model, not a curated record.
AUGUCAACCACUUCUUCAACCAACACCGACAAGAUAUUACCAACUAAAACACUUCCAAAAGUUCCGCCCCCAAAAGUCCCAUCAAAGGAAUUGCCAAAAGCUCCAUCUAAGGCUCCCCCAAAACCGCCUCAAAAAGUACCACCAAAACAACCAGAAACACAUGAGAUUACUCAUGUUGAAAAAGAAGAAAAAAGUGAACAACAAAAGGAAAGUACUUCUUCAACACUCCAAACCGUUGAAAUCAAAAAAACGCCUCAUGAAAUUUUGAUGGAAGACUUAGAAAGUUCGUCUCAUUACGUUCAUGCAGAAAACGACUUAAAAGCGUUCUUUGAUGCGACAGAAGAAGGCAAAUCGAUCAUUUGGGAUUUACUUAAACAAGUCCGUCCAGGGAUGGAUCUCAGUCGAAUCUCCUUCCCGUCGCACAUUCUGGAGCCACGGUCGUUUCUUGUGAAGACCACGGAUUACUUCUCACACAUUCAGAUGUUUGAAAAGAUCUCCUCAGAACCCGAUGCGUCAAGGCGAAUGCUUCUUCUAGUGAGUUGGUUGUUGAGUGGAUUUUAUUUGAUGCCGACGGGAAUCAAGAAGCCAUACAAUCCCGUUCUUGGCGAGACUUUUAGAACUAUGUGGAAACAUCCUGAUGGGACACAUUCAUAUCUUAUUGGUGAACAAGUCUCCCACCACCCACCAAUAUCCGCUUUCUACGCUUCAAAUAGAGCACAGGGGUGGAUGGGAAAUGGUUACAUCAAAUUCUCAACUGUCUUUCGUGGUAUUUCAGCUGGGAUUAUACUUGGUGGGGGUAUCGACAUUUACUUGUUGAAGUGGAAUGAACAUUACACUAUGACAUUCCCAGAAGCACUUGCCUCAGGAUUCUUUGUUGGUCCAAUGUUGAUGGAAAUAGCUGGAAAGAGCACUUUCAAUUGUAAGGAAAGUGGGUACUCCGCUGAACUCGAGUUUCACACGACUGGCGUGUUUUCAAAAGACAAGUAUCAGACCGUGACGGGGAAGAUUACACAUGAAGGGAAAGAGGUGUACACUGUGUCAGGAAAUUAUUACAACGAGUUGUUUUACACUGGAAGUGACAAAGUCAAGAAGAGUCUUCUCGACAUCAACAAGUUGAAGAUGGAGAAGGGUGCUGAGCGGUUUACUGUAGAUAAGAAGACUCAAGGCGCGUUCGAAAGUGACAAAUUGUGGGAGAAAGUGACAGAAGCAAUUUACAAAGGCGACCAAAAAGUCGCGACUGACGAGAAAUGCAUUCUUGAAGAGGAACAACGAGAACGUGUCCGCGUCAAUGAGACUAAUGGGACUCCUUAUGAGACAAAGUACUUUGUGGCAGAUGACACACUCGGGUGGAAGUACGUCGACUUCAACAACAAGCAGUUCAACAGCGAACUGGAGGUCUGCGACUACGAGAAGGACUACCACAUCAAAACCCUUACUAAAGAGGAACAACAAAUGAAAGAACAACACAAGCUUGAGCGCAUCAUGUAG